This is a messenger RNA of Strongylocentrotus purpuratus (purple sea urchin), 2904 nucleotides long. Its product is annotated as E3 ubiquitin-protein ligase RNF4. The record is from RefSeq and is a predicted model, not a curated record. The transcript has 7 exons. The coding region runs from base 83 to 835 and encodes 250 amino acids. Gene Ontology annotation, biological process: positive regulation of transcription by RNA polymerase II. NCBI's taxonomy places the organism in Eukaryota, Metazoa, Echinodermata, Echinoidea, Camarodonta, Strongylocentrotidae. Gene Ontology annotation, molecular function: transcription factor binding.
CUGCACUGCAAAACUCAGCUGUCGCGGCCAGAUCAGAGAAAACAGUUCGCCCAAUCCGAAGGAACCCCCGACUCAGAAAAAUAUGGAUAGGACUCAACCUCUCUCAAGAAAAAGAAGACACUCAUCCCGUAUGGGUGCGAGCACAAGCCAUGACGAAGAUGAACACCCCCCUCGCUCGAGGCUACGGGCAUCAAGGUUAACAAGCAGAACAAGUUCCGGCUCGGUCGAGAUCGUGGACAUUACCCCGCAGACAACCACACCGCCAAUUGCUGAAGAUGAACCGAUUGAUUUGUCAAUACCUGUCUGCAUUGUGGACCUGACGGAUGAGACGGAAACCACAAGAAAUCGACCACGAAGAAAUUUUUCUCAGGAUGACAUCGUUGAUCUUACGUCUGUCGUAGAUACCCCAGUAGAAGAGAGAGCACCAAGGAGGAGAAGGAGACGGAGUAGGAGAGGGAGACCGAUGAGGAGCUCUCAACGUGGUAACAUCAUACCUAUCCUCAGUGACGAUAGUGAUGAGGAGAACGACAUCAUGGUCCUUCCAGAGAUAGACAUCGGGCAGAGCUACAGGACAGCCAGGGCAGAGACACCUAACAGUACAGCAACAGGUCCAGGAAGAGGGCGACACGCCACACCACAGAAGAGAGUCAUUACAUGUCCUAUCUGUAUGGAAGAUGAGACAACGUUACGGAACAACGGUCAGCAGCUGAUGUCAACCAACUGCGGUCACGUGUUCUGUCGUCACUGCAUCCGUGCGAGCAUCCAAACACAGCACCGAUGCCCGACCUGUCGUAAGAAACUCACCAUGAGGCAGAUACACCCAAUUUUUCUAUGAGGGAAUAACCAGAAGAAAAGAUGUAUGAUAUCUAUAUAUUUAUAUAUGUACAAUGUAUAUUGCUGUUAAAGGUCACCCAAGGGUGAAAAAUAAUAGUGGUUUUUAUAUGCGGGUGAACUUUCCAUGAAGGUUUGUCACAGCCACUUUGUAGUUUAUUUAUGCUACAUGUAUUUAUCACUACCACCAGAAGAUUUGGUGACAUAAUAUUGACUUGAAAAUGAUCUGAACUUUUUGGGGAGCUUGAUUCUCGCAGAGUGCGACACCUCCAAGGAGGUGGGAGUUGUGUCACUUGUGUGGCCACCGGUUGGCUGCAAAUAGGCAACCUUUAUACAGAGGUGACUGCUAUAUAAGAAUGAAAUUGUCAUAUUCUAAGGAUGCUUAUGUUCUGUCAUUGUGCAGUGUAACCAAGUCCAGGGUAUGCUUUAAACAUGCAUAUCUAGGUAUCUGUGUAUCUGCAAUAUUGUGCCAGAAUGAGACUUAAAUGGCAUAUGGAAGAGGAUAAAUUGAGCCCCACCCCUUCCCUCCCAGAGCAAAAAAAACAAACCUGUCCUAAAGUGUGCUCUGCACAGGAUUAUGAUGCUUUCAUAUCAGCCUCAAAGGGGAAGGAGAUAGUGCACAUAAGGUAAACAUUGCGGACAGAAUUCAUAAAGAAGGUUUUUCAACAAAACUAGGUAACCCCCUUUGUCAAUGCAUGUUUAUACCGUACAUUGAUGUAUACUUUCAGUGUAUACUACUUGUAUAACUGUCUCCUUUAAUACCAAAGCUCUGCAGGAUAUCUGGAGAAUAGUUCCAAGAAGUUAUUUUGAGGGGUGUCAUUGCAUCGCAUUUUAAGGAGGACGGUAGAAACUCCUGUCCCACAAACAGAUACUUGCAUUACUUAUGAAUGGAGAUGGUUAUCAUUUCAGAAAGUGUACAUUAUUCCCUGUAAUCCAGCUCAACAAAAUAUAUGUUGUCUGCUUAACAGAAUACAUUGUGGUAAAGUCAUGAUUAUCUUAGUGAUCAAUCUUUAUAUGAGUAAUAAAUCUGCAUAUUUAUAUGAGUAAUAAAUCACAUAUAACAUUUGUAGAAACUAUUUUGGGGGUUGCCUAAGCCAUGAAUUCAAGUGAGUAAUUGUAAGUUGUGUUUCAGAUGCUCUCUAUCAAAUCAUUUUUCAAGAAUAUAAUAAUAAUAAUAAUAAUAAUCUGGAUUUAUAUCGCGCUUGAUAUGGAAUACUGUGUCUAAGCGCUUUACAGAUAUUAUAACUUAUAUAUAUACUUGUAAUUGGUAUGUAAUAAUGCAUCCAUGAGACAGUUGAGUUGUUGUUUUUUCCUCCUGUUCGAUCCUUUUAAUAUGUUAUUGACAAUUCUUGUAAAUUCAUUAGAAAAGUGAUCGCAACUAGUACAUCUUUCAAAACAUCAUUUCAAUACCCUUGUAUGUCCCAUAGAAAUCAUAUUAGGAUUACAUACGUCAUUGUCAUGUUCGUACAUUUCAAUAGUUACCUUAGGUUAAUCGGAAGUAUUUGCUAUCGUGUUAAGGGCAGAAUAUGCAAGUUAUGGGGAAUUUCAAAUCGCUAAUGUCAUCUCAAAUGUCUACCGGUACUUGAUAUAUGUUUGUUUCUACAUGUAGUCAUGUAGGUAUAACUUGAUAUAGAGCUUGUUUAUCUUGUUUGCACUAGUCUGCAAAAUACUUACACGCCGGUGCAGCAAUUCUUUAUAUGAGCAAUCAUUUAAUCGUGCUAUACUAUUUCUGACGAGGUGGUUAGUUAUUUCCGUCACUGCUUUUGUUUAUUGGACCAGCAUGCUUUGGAAACAGUGUUAAUGUCCUGAAUUAGCUUGGUGCACAUGAUGGUAUUCCGGCGAGCUGUGAUUGCCAAUUUAGCAAAGAUUUACGGUCAGACUUGUCGCAUUCACAUUCUUCAACUUGUGUGAUGGCAAAGGCAGUUUUGAUAGAGUAUAAAGCGUGUCCUUCAUUUUGUUUAUUUCAUUUCCUGCCUUUUAUCAUUGUAAAGGGAACUCCACCCUGAUAUUAAGUUGGUUUUAAUAUAAGCAGAAACAUGAGAGGAACAGGUCAGUGAAAGUUUGAGCAAAAAA